This is a messenger RNA of Gigantopelta aegis, 2321 nucleotides long. Its product is annotated as transmembrane protein 231-like. Gene Ontology annotation, biological process: regulation of protein localization; cilium assembly. Gene Ontology annotation, cellular component: ciliary membrane; ciliary transition zone. The record is from RefSeq and is a predicted model, not a curated record. The transcript has 7 exons. Bases 7 to 939 code for a protein of 310 amino acids. Lineage: Eukaryota; Metazoa; Mollusca; Gastropoda; Neomphalida; Peltospiridae.
UUAGAUAUGGCGACCUACGAGAUAUUUGCUCAGCCUGAGUUAAGGCGGUACAGAAGUAACGUAUUUACGAAGGCUACGUUACUCAUGCUAGUGAUUUUUGUGCUAACAUUUAUACCCCCUUUAUUUGUGGUGUACAGAAGUUACGGAUUUUGGUUAAAGGAAGCAUAUUACCGAGAAUGGCCUGAUGUAACAUUUAAGAGAGAGAUGAUUGUGAUUCUCGAGCUACAGGAUCCCGGAGAAUACGUCACCUACAGCACUUACCAGAAAUACAACAAACUGCAAGAGGACCGACUUCGAGUUCCCGUCAUUAAGGCACGGGAAGUAGACAUCAAUGGUGAUGGACGCUAUGACAAACUAUUGCUGGAUAUUGAAAUGCCUCUGCAGGACAGUGAAAAUGUGAUUGGCGUAAAACUACUCACUGUUUAUUACUACAGACUAAAGAAAUUUUCGUCUUUUUUUAUGGAGUCACUUGGCUACAUAGAGCAUUUUUCACCACAAGCUGGCGCCAAACUUGAAAUAUUUGGAGACAUUCAGCUACGACAGAAAGAACCGCUGGGACACAAGGGCGUUGAUAAAAGAUAUAACGAGACACUGAUUAAUACCACCAGCUCCUUUGUGGAAACAUAUGAACUGUCGACCAUAUUCAGUCGCUACUUAGAAAGAAAUGUAACGACCCAGAUAGGUGAUCAGUACAAGGUAUGGAUGAGUGGCCGAGCCCAGGGAAAACCGUUUGUUAUAACAGCAACGGUCAACUACUCGGAACAAGUUAUACUCUACACGCCCGGCUUCUGGUAUCUCAUCAAGUGGGGCUGGGUGCAGUACGUCUCGGUUCUCGUCCUCUUUGUGUUUGCCUUCGAGAGGAUCAAAGUGUUCAUCUUCCAGAACCAGCUCGUCUUGACCACAGUCGUCAGUCCGUACGACCAGAAGAAACUCGGUUGAUGAGCCACCAUAAUGAGAUCUUCACACUCAGGGAUGUGAUGUGUUAAAAAAAAAUAUUCAAUUUCAGGUGUUUUUUUUGUUUUUUUUUAUAUAAAGCCGACCUACUAUAACCUUAUUUUUUCGGCACUUUUAUGGAAACAAUUUUUUAUUAUCUUUUUUUAAUUGUCUAAACAUAAAAUAAUGUUUAUAGACAGGAUCUGAAAUGCUGAAAAAUGACUAAUGGUAUAGAGGUGUCAGCUUUUUAAAAAUCAGUUAAGUGUGUUUAUUUUUAAAGAUUGAUAUCGCAUCCCUGCAAAAUCCGUCCAUUUUAUUGUACAGUAUGUAACUCGUCAAAAUAUUCAUUAUUUAUUAACUUCUCCACAUCUACAUAAAUCCAUGAAUGUUAUAUAGAUUUUAAAUUGUGAAAUAAUUGUAUUGUCAGGUCCCCCAACCCAACUACCACCAUAUACAAAUUUUCAGAUAUCAUUCCUAUACGACGUUUUUACAAACCUGGCUAAUAAUAGUGACAUAUUGCACGUUGUUACUGUAUUAUUCAAACACUGCCGUAUUGUAUUACAAGACAACACACAUCAUUUGGAAGAUAUUUUAUUGAACACAAUGAAGCCAUGAUGAUGGGUUAACUCUGACAUUCUGAUGUGCAGUUUGUUCAUAUGAAACAAACAUCCAUUAACAGCGAUAAUAAAAAAAGAAAGUAAAAAAUCACUUUUUGGCCAGUAUUUCAAUACAGUAUAUUUAAGAUGGCAACGAUACAUUUUAUUGGCUAAUUGUUUGUCUUGUUUCAUUAUUGUAGACAUCUCUCCAUCUUAGUGUUACGAAUGUGUGACAGGGUCUUAUGAGAAUUUAGUUUAAAAUUAAACAUCUUAUAUAGUUACUGCAUUGUCUGUCUCUGGCAUAGUUUGUUUUAAUACUACAUACUUAUCCCCAAAAUAUAUAUAUCUAUCUAUCUAUCUACCAGACUGAGUGGGGUUUUUUUAAAACAGUAUUUAAAUAUAGAAUAGUGUAUACUGGUGUAUGAACAGGAAAGCUUACCUUUUCCAGUGCCUGUAUAUGUAACUGUAUCAAUAAGCAUACAAUUCUUUCUUUUUUAUCAAUCAGUUAUGUAGUAUCGUUAAUAUUGCAUGUACUAUAUACAUAGUUAUGUACAAUAUCUCUAGACAUUAUACAAUUACAACAUUCAGUAUGAAUUACAUUCUAAUAAUGUUCACGUGUACAUUAUUAUUACAUUACAUACUAUAUAUAUUCUUCAUCUUGCUGUAAAUGUUUCAUAAUACAUGUACAUUGUAUAGUGGAGUGUUCAUACAUGUUAUGAAUUACAAUCAUCUAGCAUUGUUAUUACAUUUAUGAUCUUCAUAAGAAGUAAAAGCUAUAUUUUUAGAUGUAAA